Messenger RNA from Andrographis paniculata, 3921 nucleotides. RefSeq lists its product as uncharacterized. The coding region runs from base 67 to 3621 and encodes 1184 amino acids. Lineage: Eukaryota; Viridiplantae; Streptophyta; Magnoliopsida; Lamiales; Acanthaceae. Gene Ontology annotation, cellular component: mitochondrial outer membrane. The transcript is spliced from 28 exons. Gene Ontology annotation, molecular function: ATP binding; ATP hydrolysis activity; protein binding. The record is from RefSeq and is a predicted model, not a curated record.
AAUAAAAAUAAAAAUCCUCUCUGUAAAAGCAUAUCAUCAAUCGAGAAGGAGCAGAGCAGCAGAGAAAUGGUGUCGACGAGGCGAAGUGGAUCUCUGCCGUCCAACAACAACAAGCGAUCGUCCUCGCCGUCGGACGACGACAACAACAAGCCGUCUUCCCCCAAGCGUCAGAAGGGGGAGAGCAGCAAUGCUAAAAAUGCGAAUAAUGGAGAUUCCAACGCAUCCGAGGCGUUGCCGGCGAAGAAUCCGAAGGAGGCCAGCUGUGACGAUCAGCCGGAGCUUCCUGCUUCCGCCGCCGGGGCGGCGUCCGCGUCUGUGACGACUCCAAUUGCCGCCGAAGGGGUUGCGCCAGCUGCGGAAAAGCCGACGAACACUUUAAGUUCGCGGAAGCAUUAUCCUGGUCUUGAUACAAGCACUCCGUGGUGUAGGCUUAUCGCGGAAUCCCCAUUGAAUCAAAGCGUUCCAGUGCAGACAACCAAUUUCUUAGUGGGCUCAAGCAAGCAUGCUAAUCUUUUCAUCCGUGAUCAAUCUGCUACCUUGUGUUCAAUUAGGCUCGUUCAGCGUGACAACAAAUCUGUUGCAGUGCUUGAAAGUCGUGGGAGCAAAGGAUGUGUACAAGUAAACGGAAAAACAAUCAAGAAAAAUACUAGUUAUGAUCUAAAUUCAGGGGAUGAGCUCGUUUUCGGCUUUAUUGGGAACCAUUCAUAUAUUUUCCAGCAGUUCAAGUCAUCUGCACCUCCAGAUGUUCAAACCAACUUAGGAAAGUUGAUACGUUAUGAGAGGCGAAAAGGAGAUUCAUCGGCUGUAACUGGUGCUUCUAUUUUGGCCUCGCUUUCCAGCCCACGACUAGAUUUAUCACAUUUUAAACCUACAUCUCAUGCCAGUAGUAAAAUUUACCUAGGAAGUGAUAUUCCUUCACCACCAGUUCCUAAUGAAGAUGAUUUGGAUGGACAAGAAGUUAAUUCUGCUAAAAAUCUGGAUAUUGAAUCAGCUGCAGAUAUCGCGACUGGAAGCAAGGCCCUUCCUGUUGAUGGAGGUGUAGAGUCAGCCUUACAGGCAAAUAGAGAUUGGGUUAGGGAUCCAAUUCCAGUGACUCCAUCAGGGACGAUAUCCUCAAAAGCUUCAGCUUUUAGGGAGGACCUAGUUGCAGCAAUUCUAGAUGGCCGAAACCUAGAAGUUUCAUUUGAAAAUUUCCCAUACUACUUGAGUGAGAGCACAAAAAAUGUGCUAAUUGCAGCUUCAUAUAUACAAUUGAAGCACAAAGAUCAAGGAAAAUUGACAUCCCAGUUUCCUACACUAAAUCCAAGAAUAUUGCUUUCUGGUCCUGCAGGUUCUGACAUUUACCAGGAGAUGUUAGCAAAAGCUCUUGCCCAACAUUUUGGGGCCAAAUUACUUGUAUUCGACAGCCAUCUAUUUCUUGGAGGUUCUUCAAAAGAUGCUGAACUCACAAGGGAGGGACAGAAUGCAGAAAAAGCAGGCAAGACUGGGAAACAGGCUUCCAUCUCCACUGAACUUGCUAAGGACCUAGGACCUUCUUCAGGUGAUGUGGAUGCCCCUAAUUCAUUGGUUCCCCUUUGUGCUGAGUGGCUGACAAAAUUGGAAGCAGAGAAUGUUGCCUCCCCUGCAAUUGCUGCAUCUAAGAACACUUCAUUCAAAUAUGGUGAUAGAGUAAAAUUUGUGGGUUCCGCAACAGGGGGUUUAUAUUCAAGUUCGUCCAGCCGGAUCAUUAGUAGGGGUCCAACUGUCGGUCUGCGCGGGAAGGUUCUUUUGCCAUUUGAAGAUAAUCCUCUAUCAAAAAUUGGUGUAAGGUUUGACAAACCCAUACCUGAGGGUGUUGAUUUUGGAGGUCUAUGUGAAAGUGGACAUGGGUUCUUCUGCAAUGCGACUGAACUUCGUGCGGACAGUUCUGGGGUGGAGGAUCUGGAGAAGUUACUGAUUAACACAAUGUUUGAGACUGUAUAUAACGAAAGCCGAAGUUCCCCUUUCAUUUUGUUCAUGAAAGAUGCUGAGAAGUCGAUGGCAGGAAAUACAGAGUCAUAUAAUAUUUUUAAGAGCAAACUGGAGAAGCUUCCUGAUAAUGUUGUUGUUAUUGGAUCACACACCCAGAGUGACAGCCGAAAGGAAAAGUCUCAUCCUGGAAGUUUGCUUUUCACAAAGUUUGGUGGCAACCAGACUGCUCUACUUGAUUUGGCUUUCCCUGAUAGCUUUGGGAGGUUGCAUGAUAGAACUAAGGAUGUCACUAAGGCAGCUAAGCUUCUAUCCAAACUUUUUCCCAACAAAGUGAUGAUUCACAUGCCUCAGGAUGAAGCUCUGCUGGUCAGUUGGAAGCAGCAGUUGGACCGAGAUGCUGAGACCCUUAAAUUGAAAGCAAAUCUUUAUAAUUUGCGAAAUGUUCUGAAUCGUAACAGAUUGGAGUGUGAUGGACUCGAGUCUUUGAACAUUAAAGAUCAGACACUUACAAAUGAUGGUGCUGAAAAGGUGGUUGGGUGGGCCUUGAGUAAUCAUGUUAUGGAAAACUCCGAAGCUGAACCUGAUUCCAGGCUUGUUUUGUCAAAAGAGAGCAUUCAAUAUGGCAUUGAAAUUCUAAAUGCCAUUCAGAAUGAAUCCAAGAGCCUAAAGAAGUCCUUAAAGGAUGUCGUGACUGAGAAUGAAUUCGAGAAGAGGCUUCUAGCAGAUGUAAUUCCUCCCAGUGAUAUUGGUGUAACUUUUGAUGACAUAGGAGCACUAGAAAAUGUCAAAGAUACAUUGAAAGAGUUGGUGAUGCUUCCCUUACAGAGGCCAGAACUUUUUUGCAAGGGUCAACUAACCAAGCCUUGCAAGGGUAUACUAUUAUUUGGUCCUCCUGGGACAGGAAAGACGAUGCUUGCGAAAGCUGUUGCCACAGAAGCUGAUGCAAACUUCAUCAACAUUUCGAUGUCUAGCAUUACUUCGAAGUGGUUUGGUGAGGGGGAGAAAUUUGUGAAGGCCGUUUUCUCACUCGCCAGCAAGAUUGCUCCCAGUGUGAUAUUUGUCGAUGAGGUCGAUAGCAUGCUUGGGCGGAGAGAAAACCCGGGAGAACACGAAGCCAUGCGCAAAAUGAAAAACGAAUUCAUGGUGAAUUGGGAUGGACUUCGAACGAAAGACACAGAACGUGUACUCGUGCUGGCCGCCACAAACAGACCCUUUGAUCUCGACGAAGCUGUGAUACGUCGGCUUCCCCGCAGAUUAAUGGUCAACUUGCCCGACGCUGCUAACCGAGCAAAGAUCCUCAAAGUGAUACUAGCAAAAGAGGACUUAUCCCCCGAUGUGGAUCUCGAGGCGGUCGCAAGUAUGACGGACGGGUAUUCCGGAAGUGAUCUAAAGAACCUGUGUGUGACGGCAGCACAUCAGCCGAUUCGAGAGAUUUUGGAAAAAGAGAAAAAGGAUCGAGCUGCGGCCCUAGCAGAAGGAAGACCCGCGCCAGCAUUGAGCGGAAGCGGCGACAUCCGCCCACUGAAGAUGGAGGACUUCAAAUUUGCGCACGAGAGGGUUUGCGCAAGUGUUUCGUCGGAAUCCAUAAACAUGAACGAGCUCCUCCAAUGGAACGAACUGUACGGCGAGGGAGGGUCGAGGCGGAAGAAAUCCCUGAGCUACUUCAUGUGAAUUGCAUGUACAAGGUCAGUCAGCAGCUAAUUCUAUCUUCAAUCUUUGGAACCACAGAUCAGUGUACAAUGAAAUAUAGGUUGGUUAUUAAUUUUUUUUUUUAUUUUUAUUUUUGUCGAGAGUUAUUAUUAUUGUUUGCACUUCUUCUUCGUCGCCGUCGCCGUCUCCGUCGCCGUCUCCGUCGCCGUCGUCGUUGUUAUGUUAUUCUAGCUUAUUGAGAAUGGUGAAGGUUAGAAUAGCCUCCUCCCUCAUCAAUGGUGCCUUCUUCUUAUUCUUCAAUGUCCUUUGUUUUUGUUUUUA